Messenger RNA from Hypoxylon fragiforme, 429 nucleotides. RefSeq lists its product as uncharacterized. Gene Ontology annotation, cellular component: nucleus. Gene Ontology annotation, molecular function: DNA binding. Lineage: Eukaryota; Fungi; Ascomycota; Sordariomycetes; Xylariales; Hypoxylaceae. Gene Ontology annotation, biological process: DNA recombination; DNA repair; DNA replication. Bases 92 to 349 code for a protein of 85 amino acids. The record is from RefSeq and is a predicted model, not a curated record. The transcript has 3 exons.
CAUACCUAUCUAGUACCUAGUACUUAAUACCUACUACUCCAUACACCUACCUACCUACUUCGAACCACACCUCACGAUCACCUUGAGGAAGAUGGAGCCAAUAUCAACCCCGCGUAUUUCCGCAGCUCUCAUAGACUCUUAUAUUGGUCGCAAUGUAAUAAUCGUGGGGAAAGUCUCGCAACUUCGUGGGGAUGUCGCCUUCAUCGAGGCUGAUGGCCAGGUCCAAGCCAAUCUCAACAGAGAAUGCCAUCUUAUGGUUGGAAAUGGAGCCCAAAUUAUUGGCAAAGUGAAUCCAGACCUAAGCGUCAAAGUGCUGAAUGCCCAAGAUCUCGGCAACAAUGUCGUUUAAGGAUAUCUUCGUGUAUCCGGAUCGUGCCAUGAACUGACGGUGGACACCUGGACACGUGUCUCUGGGAUGGCCAGCUGGCU